CCAUCAUUCGUAAUUGCAUUAAUUCAGCAGCCGUUUGAUACAGUAUUUAAGGAUUCAGGAUCUGAAAUAUGAGAUAUUGAUCUCUUCUCUGGACAUCUCAUCAUGAAGACAAUGCCCUCUUGCUUUGGCACUGCUGUGCGCAUCUUCAUCACCACCCUGUUCGCUGCGGUUGUGCUCUUUGCCAUCCUGCUUGCAUACGUGACAGGUUACCAAUUCAUCCACACCGAGCAGCACCACCUCUCUUUUGGUCUGUAUGGUGCGUUUCUAUCCCUCCACCUCCUCCUGCAGAGCCUCUUCGCCUUCCUGGAGCACCGGCAAAUGAGGGGGCCGUCCAGACCCCAGCACCUGCAUCGCACCGUGGCCCUCUGCAUCGCAGCUUAUCAAGAGGAUCCAGACUACUUGCACAAGUGUCUGCGGAGCAUACGCCGCAUUUCCUUCCCUGGACUUAAAGUAGUGUUGGUGGUGGAUGGGAAUCGGCAUGAAGAUGCUUACAUGAUGGACAUCUUCCAGGAGGUGAUGGGGGGAGCCGAGCACACGGGGUGCGUGGUGUGGAAGGGGAAUUACCACAACGACGGUGAUGGGGGAGAAGGAAGGGGUUCGCUGCACUCAGAGGAGGCUGCACGGGUGGCCAGGGUGGUGCGGAGCUGCAUGUACUCCUGCGUUAUGCAGGAAUGGGGCGGCAAGAGGGAGGUGAUGUAUACUGCCUUCAAAGCAUUGGGAAAUACUGUGGAUUACAUUCAGGUGUGUGAUUCCGACACUGUACUUGAUCCAGCGUGCACCAUUGAGAUGCUCAAGGUUCUAGAGCAGGAUCCAGAAGUGGGUGGAGUGGGAGGAGAUGUUCAAAUCCUAAACAAGUAUGAUUCUUGGAUUUCCUUCCUGAGCAGCGUCCGUUACUGGAUGGCCUUCAAUGUGGAGCGGGCCUGCCAGUCUUACUUUGGAUGUGUUCAGUGCAUUAGCGGCCCGCUUGGAAUGUACCGCAACUCUCUCCUCCAGCAGUUCUUGGAGCCCUGGUAUCACCAGACCUUCUUAGGAAGCAAGUGCAGCUUUGGUGAUGAUCGCCACCUCACCAACCGCGUCCUCAGCUUUGGCUACAAAACCAAGUACACGGCACGUUCCCAGUGCCAGACUGAGACCCCCACACAAUACCUGCGCUGGCUCAACCAGCAAACCCGCUGGAGCAAGUCUUACUUUCGAGAGUGGCUCUACAACGCCCUUUGGUUCCACAAGCACAGUCUCUGGAUGACUUAUGAGUCUGUUGUGACCGGGUUCUUCCCGUUUUUCCUGGUGGCUACGGUGAUCCAUCUGUUUUACCGCGGUCGCCUGUGGAACAUCCUUCUGUUCUUGUUGACGGUUCAGCUGGUGGGUAUGGUGAAGGCCACCUACGCGUGCUUCCUGCGAGGCAACCUGGUCAUGAUCUUCAUGUCGCUGUAUUCUCUGCUCUACAUGUCAAGUCUGCUGCCUGCUAAGAUCUUUGCUCUCUUGACUAUUAACAAAGCAGGCUGGGGUACAUCAGGCAGAAAGAAGAUAGUGGUGAAUUUGAUCGGAGCCGUGCCUGUGACUGUGUGGGCGGCCAUUUUGCUGGGGGGUGUGGUUUAUACCAUUUACUGCGAGGUGCAGGAGCCCUUCAGUGAGACAGAGAAGGCUCUUCUCAUCGCUGGCACUACACUCUAUGCCUGUUACUGGCUCAUACUCCUGGUGCUCUACUUGGCCAUUGUGGCCAAACGCUGUAAUAAAAGAGAGGAACAGUAUCACCUAUCAUAUUCUGAAGCCUAGCGUGGCCAACUUUAAUGGUGCUGCAGAUCAAGCUAUCCGGGUUCAUUUGAAAUGAACCCGUCUUUACAUGGUGCUGUAUUAUGAAUCAUGUGAGUCCCGGGAGUUCGCUGGUUUGAAGCGGUACGGCUACUUGAAUAGUUUCAACCAGUGGCCAUAUUCUGCAUUUGAAAGAGCCGUAAUUUACAUUAGGUGAAAGCAGAAAUGGUGCAUUUCGUGAUUAUAAAGCACACAUCGGAGGGCUAGUCAAGAACGCAUAAGGUUUAGCCAAUAGUGAUCAAGUGAUGAGAGAAGUUAGUGUAGGGACAUGUAGCCAAUAUGACCAUAUUCAGUUAAAGGGGUCAUGCUGGUACUCUGAAUUAUGCAGAAAGUGAACUGAAAGUCUGUCAACAUUUGUUCACUCUUCGAAAGCUGUAUACAACUAUUUCUUCUGUGGAACACCAAAGAAGAUAUUUUGAGAAAUGUCUCAGGCGUUUUGUUUCCAUACAAUAGUUAUUGGGGUCCAAUGUUGUUUGGUUACAUUCAUCAAAAUCUAUUUUGUGUUAUGCAAUGAAACAAGGUCAUACAUGUUUGGACUUACACCAGCGUGAAUCAAUGAUAAAAUAUUUCUGGUUGAACCAUAAGGUUAGUUAACUAUGUAAGACUAGUUGUAUUUGCAAAAAGCCAGUCAAUAUUUUACGUCCUUCACCUGAAAAUCCAGCAUGAAUCAUAACAUCACUGUUUGAUAUUUUUGUGGUGCUGAUGAGUUGACAGGACAUUUAAACUACAUUUAAUUUAUUUACAUAUUUAUGAUAUACCACAAAACUCUACUACACUCUUUAAAAUGUUAACAGAUGUAUCAAGACACUCAGUUCCCAUAAAUAGUAUAGUUCACAUAAAGUUUUCCCAUAAAUUUGUUCUUAGGAUGUUUUCUCAGGUUGCUUUCAAUACUAGCCUGAUGUUACGAAAUUUGACAUUACGACCCUUUCAUUCAAAUAUUUAAACAUAUAAGUAUAUUAUUCCCAGUAGUUACGGCAAUAAAUUGUUUGCUAGCUAGAAUAAAAAUAGGAAUCACAUGUACUGAACUAAUUUAUGUUAUGGUAGGUGGUUAAACACACAAACAAUUUAGUUAACCUUGCAUCAUCUAUUUCGACAUGCAGUAAAGAAAAACUGGUGGAUUUUUCCACCUUCAGUUCUCUAAAUGCCACAGUUUGCAACUUUAUUGCUCACUUGCCCUCAAAAACGCAAACUUGGGAGUGCAGAAUUGUAAACACUGAGGCUGGUGUGUGUUUGGGGAUGAAUACGUUUAGUGUGGAGUGUCUUUUUUUACAUGUGUAAUUCCCACAGAGUUUCUUUAAAGUGACACGAAAGAGCGUAUAUGAGUGUAGAACUACAGUAUAAAAAAAGUUCAAUCAAACUUAAAAUCUCACUGUUCACAUUCGUGUUUUAUGCAAUUACUUUGCAGACUGGGUGCCAAAUUUUACAACUAAUAUGCUCCUCAGGAACACACUUCAGAAACGUUCAAAAAUGAGAUUUGGAUGAAUUAGGUUUGAGCAAUUACAGCAAAGAUAACAACGGAUUUGCACCGUCACCUGUCAGACACACAAAGAGCUGUACAAAACCAACGGACUGUUUAGGCAUACAUUUGUGGGUGGUGAAUCUAAAUUUUUUGUAAAUAUAAGGUUUAUUUGGUCAGUCACUCAAAUAUAUCAUACAGUAGCAUAUAUUUUUGUAAUGUAAAAUUGUAAGAUAUUUGAAACAUAUCAGUGUUAUCUACAUUUCAUAGGGUAGCCUCCUUUUUUUU
Messenger RNA from Triplophysa dalaica, 3553 nucleotides. It is a transcript of the gene has3, whose product is annotated as hyaluronan synthase 3. Bases 103 to 1773 code for a protein of 556 amino acids. Gene Ontology annotation, molecular function: hyaluronan synthase activity. NCBI's taxonomy places the organism in Eukaryota, Metazoa, Chordata, Actinopteri, Cypriniformes, Nemacheilidae. The transcript has 4 exons. Gene Ontology annotation, biological process: extracellular matrix assembly; hyaluronan biosynthetic process. The record is from RefSeq and is a predicted model, not a curated record.